AUGGUCAAGCUCUCGCACUCCUUUGUCCUUCUGGCGCUUGCCUCGAUGGCCGUCCUGGCGUCCGUCCCCGCUAGGGCUGGCUCCCACAACGGCAACUCGUCUCUCGAGAAGCGAGCUGCCAAGCACGGCUACAACGCCGUUAACGGUGCCGGUUUCCGGCGCCACGUCAGGAGGAAGCACAACUCGCACGAUCAGGAAGGGGAUGGCACGCAGAACGAGCAACAGGGUGGUGCCGAGCAGGACGGCGGCCAGUCCAAGAACAAUGAGGGAGGAAACGGCAAGAGCGGAAAAGCGUCCAAGAAUUACCAGGGCGCUUCGGGAGAUGGGUCGGGUUCGUCCGGGAAGGGUACGACCGACGGCAGCUCGUCCUCCAACGCCAAGGGCUCGACCACCUCGACCACGGCCAAGGGAACGGGAUCCGGCGGGUCUGGAUCGUCUAGCGACUCGGCUCCUGCUGGCGCCACCAGCGGCUGCACGUUCAGCACGGCCGCACAGGUGGCCGCGGGCAAGGACAAGUGCACCACGAUCGUGCUCAACAACGUGCAGGUCCCUGCCAAGGCCACGCUCGACCUGUCUGGGCUCCGCUCGGGCACGCAGGUGCUUUUCCAGGGCCAGACGACGUUCGGCUACGCCGAAUGGGAAGGCCCGCUCAUCCUCGUGGGCGGCAGCGGCGUCACCGUGACAGGAGCCUCGGGCUCGGUGAUCGAUUGCGGCGGUGACCGCUGGUGGGACGGCAAGGGCGACUCGGGCAAGAAGAAGCCCAAGUUCUUUGCGGCCCACAGCCUAUCCAACAGCCACAUCACCUCGCUGAACGUCAAGGACACGCCGGUGCAGGCCUUUAGCAUCGCCGGCUCGUCGGGCCUCACCAUCAGUGGCAUCACCAUCGACAACUCCCUGGGCGAUACAAAGGGCGCCAAGAACACCGACGGCUUCGACAUCGGCUCGUCGAGCGGCAUCACCAUCUCGGACGUCACGAUCCACAACCAGGACGACUGCCUCGCCAUCAACUCGGGCAAAAACAUCCAGUUCUCCAAGGCCCAGUGCACGGGAGGCCACGGUGUCUCGAUCGGCAGCGUCGGAGGCCGGGACGACAACGUCGUCGACGGCGUGACCAUCGAAAGCGUCAAGAUCUCCAACAGCGUCAACGGUGUUCGCAUCAAGACGGUCGCGGGCGCCAAGGGCACAGUCAGCGACGUCACCUACUCGUCGAUCCAGCUCGAAAACAUCUCCAAGUACGGCAUCACCAUCCAGCAGGACUACACCCUGGGCUCUGGCGAGCCCACCGGCCGACCGACCAACGGCGUCAAGAUCCAGAACCUCAGCAUCAAGGGCGUCCAGGGCUCCGUCGGCUCGAGCGCCGUUCCCGUGCACAUCGUGUGCGGAAGCGGCAGCUGCACUGACUGGCAGUGGUCCGGUAACGAGGUCCAGGGCGGCCAGAAGGCCGGCGGCUGCCUCAACGCUCCCCAGGGAAUCACGUGCUGA
Messenger RNA from Pseudozyma flocculosa PF-1, 1482 nucleotides. RefSeq lists its product as uncharacterized. The record is from RefSeq and is a predicted model, not a curated record. NCBI's taxonomy places the organism in Eukaryota, Fungi, Basidiomycota, Ustilaginomycetes, Ustilaginales, Ustilaginaceae. The transcript has a single exon. Bases 1 to 1482 code for a protein of 493 amino acids. Gene Ontology annotation, cellular component: extracellular region. Gene Ontology annotation, molecular function: polygalacturonase activity. Gene Ontology annotation, biological process: pectin catabolic process.